UCUGCAAUGAUAGGUAUACUUUGAAAAUGCAGUUUUAACCAAAAAGGAUAUAAGAAUGAUAUCAAGCUUGCAAAUAUGGUACAUAUUUGUAGGAAUGUAUAUGCCUCAAAUUUCCUACGCUAAGGAAGAAGUUCGAGAAAUGGCGAAAUUUAGCUAUGACGUUGUUGUGUUGCUGGUAGUACUAGCAGGGUUGAUAUCCCACUCUGCAGGUAUGGAUCCAGCCACUAUUGUCGCAAUUGCUAAAGUCGCCGGAAUUGUUAUUUCAUCUGGAGCAAGUAUGAUGUCAAAACCUAAGGACUAUAGUGUUGUCUGUUCCAUCGAGGUGGAAAACUGGACAAGGUUCAUUCUCGAAGAUCCACAUUCUUCUAUAGCUAAGGGGCAACUGCAGUCUUCGCCAGUAGUGAUUAGACCAGCUUCUAGAGAAAAGAUUAUAGCCCAUGAGGCGUCAUGGUUUAGGGGCACAUACGGAGUAGCCUCAUGGUUAUUAAAUGAUCGUCGUGCAGCUGUUAUGUGGCAUUGUCCUUACAGCUUUUUUUGGGGAAGCAAAAACAUGUUAGGAGUUGGUUUGACAGAAUCGUGGUAUGGCUAUCAUAAAAAUUGGUUCUAUCAAAUGUACAAAGGAGGAAAUGGUCAAGGUUUGAACUUUGUGCGAGACGACUAUUACUACGACACACCAACAAUUAGAAUAGCUGAUGAGAGAUUUGAAAUUACUGGUACAAUGGGAACCAGUCACAAGGCAACAGCACGAAUUGUCAUAAGACCAGUAAACGAACAUGACCUUGCGCCGUCAAUUGCAGCUGAACUCGACAAACGUGGAUUGGCUAAACUACUUAAAAGAGGUUAACAUAACCGUGUUUGAAAAUUAGGUAUAAAAUCAAAUUGAUCAUA
Mytilus californianus (California mussel) is the source of this 888-nucleotide messenger RNA. Its product is annotated as echotoxin-2-like. The record is from RefSeq and is a predicted model, not a curated record. The transcript has 4 exons. NCBI's taxonomy places the organism in Eukaryota, Metazoa, Mollusca, Bivalvia, Mytilida, Mytilidae. Bases 56 to 844 code for a protein of 262 amino acids.